AUGUCAAUUUCCCCGCCAGUCGCCCCACCGUUACCGCCCCAAUUCGACGCCCCCUUAAUAACUUUGCAAGACUUCGAAAACAAGGACCUGUCCACAAACGGCUGCCUGUGGGCCUCACAAUUUCCAGAGCUCCAAUGGACCUGCAAUAUCCACAAAAUAUCACAGGACAGACCUCCAAUAAAAUGCACUUACAGGAAAUUUCAACCCCAGAAACAGGUAGGACCCACCUGCGGCCUUGUGGCCCUUUCGAUACUCUUGGGAAAUAAAGUCACGGCCGAAGAAUUAUUGACCCAGGCCAGGGGUAAAGGAUACAGUAUUAAUGGAGAGAUGUUCAGUGCUAAAUAUUUGCUGGAUUUGUUGGAAGAGAAUUUAGACAGGGGCGAAUUCGGGGAGGGUUGUAAAGUUUGGUUGCACGAAGGUUCUAUAGAGACUGUUGAUGUUAUGCAGUUUUUGCUGGAAGGAGGAGCUAUGCUCGUACCGUAUCCUUUUGAUAAAAAUAAGUCUUGUAAAACAGGUUUACGACGCCUGGUACAAUCACUCCCCCUGCCAGGCCAACGGCAACAAGGCCCACUGGGCCCUAGUCUGCGGCAUAGUGAUCCCCCAAGGGCAGAUGGCCAGGGUGCUCGCCUGGCAUGGAAAAUCGCAGAGGCUGGCCAUCUGGGAAUUGGCCGAUCUCAGUCUGAGCAAUUCCAACCUGAACGAGUUCAGCCCCAACAGGGAGAGGGACGGGAAGGAGUACAUUUUGCCUGA
Molecule: messenger RNA, 750 nt
Organism: Ctenocephalides felis (cat flea)
Lineage: Eukaryota; Metazoa; Arthropoda; Insecta; Siphonaptera; Pulicidae
Product: UPF0692 protein CG33108-like
Exons: 2
Coding region: 1-750 (249 amino acids)
Source: RefSeq, a predicted model, not a curated record